GGCAGUAUAUCAAGUCUCUUAAGCAACAUGGACUCGAAAAUCGCACUCAAGUAUCCUAUGCAUAGCCAACCGAAGAUUGUGUUUGUUCCGUACCUGAUCUUCUGCUCGUAUCUUGUCUCCUUGGUCGGGGCUUUCACAACCGUCGAACUAUUGCAUCGCAGGGUGUCAGGAUCUGGCUGGCGAUCAUGGGUACAGUUGGCAGGCUGUGCCAUCUCAUUCGGCGGUGUUGCAAUCUGGUGCAUGCAUUUUGUUGGCAAUCGAGCCAUCAUCCUCGGCGACGGAGAAGCAGAGAUUCAGCUCUACUACAGUUCGACGUUUACGACUAUAUCCUUCAUUCUCCCUGUGGUUGUUUUGUUCCUAGGGUUUGUAGUCGCCGACCGAUUCUACAAAGGGAACAAGCGCGCCAUUACCAGGUUCUGUUCUCUCCUCGUUUGCAGUAUCUGCGCCGGAGCGUCAAUAGUUGAGAUGCAUUAUGUCGGAAACUAUGGCACUUCAGAUUUUAACCUUCUUCUGAGCUGGCCACACAUAUUCGGCGCAGCUGUAAUUGCGGUAGGUGCCUCCCUGUUGUCUUUUGGGCUGUUCUUCCACUGGUCAGGACAUUGGAUGAACAACAUCUGGAGACGUAUACUCGUGGCAUGCUUCCUCGCUCUGGCUGUGUCGGGUAUGCAUUGGACUGCUGCUGCUGGUACAAAGUACGAAAUCACAGGCUAUCAUCAAGAAUCGGGACGAGAAAGGAACACGACUCUCAUCAUCGCACUAUCUCUGUCCUUGACUUCGUGCGUUGUUGUCUUCCUACUCGGGUUUCUCAAACAACGCCACCAGAAGAUGCUAAGAGAUCGUGCGCAACAAUUCGUGUUGGCAGUUGUCACAUUCGAUGCGGAAGGUAGGCUACUCGUCAGCCAAGGUGGGCUGUUACCUUCCCAGACCAUCACUCGGCAGUUCCAUCAGAAAACAUUUGACGAUGAAUUUAAUACCUCACAUCCGGUCUUCCAGUGGAUCUUUCGGGUCUCUCGUAACUGGUCCGGUAUUGUGGAUUUGGUGCCAUCAAUGCGAGACCAUCUACAAGCUACUGGAUAUCUUCAGACGUACUCGCCUGUCAUAGGAAGUGGAAGUCGUACAUCCUUCGGCUCCGAGAAUGACUCAGGCUACUCGACUACGUUCAAAGAGCUUUUUUGCGUCACCGCCUCCGAGAUCGCGAAGUCUCUCGACACUGGGCUGCAAAACCUGGGGAGUCUUUACGAAGGGGUGUUGACAACGGGCACAUUAUCAACUCGAACAAUCUUCAAAGACACCCACGGGAACAAAAUGAGCGUUGCGGCGGACGUAGCAACUUCGCAGAAGGAUAUCGAGGCGGGUAUUGUUAAUCCAAUCCUACUCGGCAAGGGUCAGAUGUUGGUCCUCACGAAGAAGGUCGACAUUGGCGAAGCCAACCGCCUUCAGAACCUUGGGUACCGAUUCGCAAACAUGGAGCAGGUUGGCGAGCAUCUUGCUCGUAGUUUGCAAGUUUCUCGAGAGGAUCUAGAGGUCUUGGUCGGCCGUCUAUACGCGUUCAGUCAAAGAGAACCGUCGAUUCCAGCAAGCGGGACUUAUCUUGCAUCCUUUCUGAUCCAGCCAUCGCCUGGCAUGAGAGGAUUGGACGUAAUCGUGCCCAGAGAUACUCCAGAUCGUUUGCCGAUGGUCAAGCUCAGCGAUGGAGAACUUAAUAGUCGGGAGGCAAAACUCCUGGCAACCUUUGAUGGCCGAAGACUAGACGACUGUCUGGCGCGAACUAGUAGGCUAUCUGGGUCAAUUACAGAAGACACCGUCUUCCUGGAAAGUUUUCGCAACAAGAUCCUCGACCUCCUUCAACAUUCGCCAGAAGCUGAGUUGCACCGUGCGGUCUUCUCCUCCCACAAGCUUGCCAUAGCGCAUGGGUUCAACGGUCAGAAGGAGAUGAAGCAGGCAACUGUCUUCGCGUUCUGCGGCAUCAAAGAGAUCUACAACCAGUCGCUACAAAGCCACACGUUGAAGACGAUACCUAUGUCUUUCUUCCAAACAUACAUGCGGUCAUAUCCAGGAUGCCCUGAUCACGCGAUACUAGCUCACAAAAACCACAAAGAGUUCAGUACGCUCAUACGAACUACAUCCAACCCGAAACCUGGCAGAUCUUCCAAAUUGCCUAGAACGCCAGGGAGUCGUCACAGCAACAGAUGGCCUCACAAGCUGCAACCUCCACGGUCUUCAUCCAUGGAAAUGAUUGUACGUUCUGAUUUUGAUUUUGAGAAGGGACUUGUGCAGUUGCCAACAGAAGCCCAUGGCGGGCAUUUCUGGGGCGGCAUCAUGGUCACGUCGGAACAGAAAAUCGUGAUUGAUGAGACUAAGGAGGACGGUGGAGCCCUCGAGAUGUGUAACAUGGGGGUGAGGACCGAGGCGGGUGUUGCAGACGCAGAGCAGCAGACGCUGGCUGACAGAUUGAUGUCCAUCACUACGUCCUUCCGCGAUACGCAUGCAGGUCAAGCGCCCCCGGAGGAUGUGCACUAUGGGCGACGGUGAAAGUUGGCGCUGCGAUUUCUUUUACAAGCAUUUCGGGCGUUUUCUCCCUCAAGAUGUAUACCCAUUGGGCGAUAUCUCUUUACUCUGUUGGCAUAUUCUGGGGCGGCGCAAGGAUUCUCGACAUGUGGGUUACGAAGUGUGCGAUGGUGUACUAUGAAGCAUUUUCACGAAGC
This is a messenger RNA of Dothidotthia symphoricarpi CBS 119687, 2705 nucleotides long. RefSeq lists its product as uncharacterized. Lineage: Eukaryota; Fungi; Ascomycota; Dothideomycetes; Pleosporales; Dothidotthiaceae. The record is from RefSeq and is a predicted model, not a curated record. Bases 28 to 2532 code for a protein of 834 amino acids. The transcript has 6 exons.